UUCCAUGUAACUCUGUUUGCAUAAAAAAGAAAAACCCUAAAUUCUUUUUUUUUUCUUUUUCAAUUUCCUCUCCAGAAAUCAUCUUCUUUCUUUUGAAAUUCUUCAUUCAUAAUCAACCAUUUACAUAUGAGAUUGGUUAACACAAAAUUAAGAAUCCAUAGGAAUAUUUUCAUUAAUAAACCUGUAAUAUCCCAAAUUUUCGGGAAUUUUAUCAUUUAAGUUAGGGACUUAGUUUGGGAAAAAUAUUGUUUGGGGCCUAAUAGCCAAAACUUUGAAACUUGAGGGACUUCAAAGAGGAAAGAUUUUGGAUAAGGAUCCACUAUUUUGUUUCCUUCUUUCUUCUUCCUCACCUGCGUGCCUGCUCUUCUUUUUCCUCCCUUGCACCGAGCAACAAGACCCAGGCCCCCGACACACCUCCCCUCUGAAAACCGGAAUUUCCGGAUCUACUCUGCUCUGUCCGUCCGUCUGCUGCUCUUGCCGGUUUGUGGGUGCGAAUUUCUCUGAUUUUUGGGUAAGAAACAGCCACUAAUUCCUUUGCUCUUCCUUGAAUUGGUUUGGGUUAACUUUGAUUUCUCUUGGUUUCUCCAAUUUUUGGGUAGAUCCCCCUAAAUUUUCUGCACUUCCUGCCGGCUCCUCCCCAAACUGCAACUUCGGUUUUGCUUGCUAAAUUCUGGUAAGUGGCAGCUCCAUUUAAGUCCCAAAUUACCCAUUAGUUGUUGGAAAUUUGUCUGUUAAAUUGUUGCCCUAUGCUGUCCGAAAAUCUGUUGAAAAAUGGGAAUGAAUUUCGGUAGUAAUUAGAGCAUAAUUAAGCUUAAUUCAUGUGUAAAUUGCUUGAGUUGGCUGUUGUGAUUUUGGAGAAAAAUCUUGUGAAUUAGCCAUUGUUUUGCCAAUUUAUGGAAGUGCAGUUACUGUUCAUAACGUGAUCACUGUUUAUGAGAAAUUUGCAAGGUUGUGCUAAAAAUUCUAGCAAAGUCUGAAUGUAUUUAUUUGGAAUAUUAGGUGCUGUUAUGGCUGUAAUAUCCCAAAUUUUCGGGAAUUCUAGCAUUUAAGUUAAGGACCAUUGUAUGAGAAAAUGUUAAUGUGGGGCUUAUUAGCUAAAAUGUCCAAAGUUAAGGGACUUAAAGAGGGAAAAUAAUUUGGAUAAGGAUGGCUUCUUUUCUUUUCUCUUUUUUCUUCUUUCUUUUCUUCCCAGCCUUGCCCGAUUCUGCUCUUCUUCUUCUUUCUUUCCGCUGCAGCCGAACAAAAGAAGCCCAGCCGCCGGUGACAUUUUCUUGAGGAAAACCGGUGAGAAAGCUUGGAUUUCUCCUCCUUUUCUUGUUCUUGAACCCAAUAAUCUCCCUUCCCUGCUGGAAAAUCCGGAUCUGCUUUGUUCUUCCUUCCUCACCGCCGGCUGCUCCUGCUUUGUGGGGGCGAAUUGCUUUGAUUUUCUGCUCGUGAGCUUACUCCCCAAAUUGCCGCCGGCUUUUCCCCAACCUGCAGUCCGGUUUUUGGCUGGAAAUUAUGGUUCCCAAUCGUUCUGUCAGUUAGCACUGUGAUUGAAUUUUCGGUUUUAUGCGAGUGAGGAAGUGAAACCGAGGACGGGAAACCACAGGAAGUGACGAGUUAGAAGGCUAGCCAUUUCAAGUUUGAUAUAGAUUGUCGAUAGAAAUCAUGAUCUUGUAAACUGGAGUGUAUUUGGAGAUUUUACGAUAUCAGAGUAAAUUUUAAAGAUUUGACCUUCAGAUUUGGUGGUAUUAGAUAUGAAUUUGAUUAAGUUCCGAGCCUUGUGCAUUUGUGGGACCCGUCUCACGAGUGCACAGCAUCUGCCACGUCUCCGGAUUUGGGUUCUGGGGCGUGACAGAUUUAGUGAGAUUUUUGUUAUUGAUCCUGUUGAUCUCUACAACAUAGCUGGUUGAGAAAUUUGCUCUGUUUGUCAUGACUAGUGGAAGAUGGGCAACCCUCUACUUUGUAAAAGAUUCAAGGCUAUUUUAGCAAUUGUUGUGUGUUUUCUAGAUGCGUUUUAGGAGCUGGAUGAGUUGGUAAUUCCGUUGCUCCUUAUCUUUCUGAAAGUCUUAUAGUGGAAUCUCACUUUUUCCACUUGGAACUUCAUGGUCUGUUCAUGUGGCUCAUUUUUUUUUAUAUUGGUUAAUCAAAAACAGUGAUCAUUCAAUUGAAAUUGCCAUAUUUUUGUGAAGAUUGGCAAGUUGUCGUAAAGUUAAACUCUCUAUCGUUGCUAAUCUCUACAUUCUUAAUACUUGGAAAUUGCUUGAAACUCUUGAAAUCCGUCUUGAAUCUUUCUUGAUAUUGCUUUGUACUUGUUCGUGAAACUGAAAUCCAGAAAUGGAUAAUGAUUAUUGAAAUCCUCAUUAUCUUGAUUUUUGCCUAAAAUUAAUUCUUGCACUGUUCUUGGAAUCUAUUUUGAAUUGUUCUUGAAAACCAUUCUUGUCCUGAUUCUUGCUCUUGUUCAAAUUCUGUAUAUUGUUCUUGCUCAAAUCCUGCAUAUUCUGCUAGUUCUUGUUUUUGUAUACCGGUUGAUCUUCUGGAUUCCUGAUUUUUGUUCAUAUGGACACCUCUUUAGGAGGGGUGAUGAUUAUUAGAAAAUACCUAUAUGAGGCAUCUUCAUUCUUGUUUCUUGCAAGUGUUAGUCUUUGUAUUCUUGAUGUCCUAGCUUUGACUUGACUCUAGGAUGUCUAGAAUGACUUGAUUGUAAAUCUGCUUAACCUUCAUGAGCUACGAGGUGAAGGGGUAGUCUUUGAAGUACUUGAUACCCUAGAGUUGUGUUCCAAGAGAAAUGGUUCUUUUAUCUGGCUGCUUUGAUUUUGUUUGUCCUUUUAAUUAGAAGACAAUAAGUGUCCUAAUCCCCA
Molecule: messenger RNA, 2843 nt
Organism: Rubroshorea leprosula
Lineage: Eukaryota; Viridiplantae; Streptophyta; Magnoliopsida; Malvales; Dipterocarpaceae
Source: the annotation of a GenBank genome assembly